AUGUCCAUGCCGUCUUCUCUCACUGCUUUGGCAGUGCUCGCGGGCACUGUGGCAGCCAGCCUUCCGGAGGCGUUCUGCACGUCCGAGGACGGCCAGUACAAGCUGUCGGCGCUGACGGUGCCGGUGCUGAACGACACGAGCGAGCAGUUUGGCGCCGACUCGACCUGGUCGCUCUCGGUGGACGACACCAGCUCAGGCUACAAGCAGCGCAUCACGGGGUUCGGUGCAGCCGUCACAGACGCCACGGUGGCCGUGUUUGGCGCGUUGAACGACAGCAUGCUGGACACGCUACUGUCAGAGCUGCUGACGACGCGGGCCAGCGACGCAGCCGUGGGUUUCCGUCUAUUCCGCCACACGAUCGCGUCAUCGGAUUUGUCGGCCGACCCGGCCUACACGUACGAUGACAACGACAAUCGGUCGGAUGCGCAGCUGUCGGGCUUCCAUCUGGGCGACCGCGGCACGGCCAUGGCGCAGCUGCUGGCGCGGAUGCAGGCGCGGCAGUCAGACAUCGAGCUGCUGGGAUCGCCGUGGGCACCGCCGGCCUGGACGCAGACGGACGGACAGCUGAUCGGCGGCUCCGGCAGCACAGACGACAACCGGCUGGACAUGAACAGCACGAGCGUGCGGCACGGCUGGGCGCAGUACUUUGUUCGCUACCUGCAGGCGUACAAAGCAGCUGGCGUGCGGGUGGGCGCGCUGACGAUCCAGAACGAGCCGCUCAACAGCCGCGCUGGUAUGCCGACGCUGUACGUCCCGGCCGACGAUGCCGGCGUGCUGAUCCGCGACCAUCUGGGCCCGGCCCUGCAGGCGGCCGGGCUCGGCAACACCGAGAUCUGGGCCUACGACCACAACACGGACGAGCCGGCCUACCCCGAGACCGUGCUGGCAGCCGUGGCCAACACGACCGUCGAGGCCAUGGUGACCGCCGUGGCCUGGCACUGCUAUGCCAGCCAGCUCGACUGGACCGUGCUGUCGACCUUUCACGAAGCUCAUCCGGAUGCGCGCCAGUACAUGACCGAGUGCUACACGCCCACGACUGGCGCCUGGAGCUGGCCCGUCGACUUCACCAUGGGGCCGCUGCAGAACUGGGCCGCAGGCGUGGUCGCCUGGACCUUGGCGGCCGACCAGAAGGACGGGCCGCAUCUUAACAGCAGCGCCGCCUGCUCGACGUGCGCCGGCCUCGUCACCGUCGACACUGACACCGGCAGCUACGAGCUGCAGCCAGCCUACUACCUGAUGGGCCAGUUCAGCCGCUUCAUGCCGGCCGGUGCCGUCGUGCUGACCGGCACCGGCAGCUACACGUACGGCAGCGGGGCUGGCAUCGAGAGCGUGGCCUCACUCAAUCCGGACGGCAGCCGAACAGUCGUGAUCAAGAACACAUUUGGCAACAGCAUCGCGGUGACGGUGGCGAUGGCGAGCAGCGGCAACGAGUGGACAGGGUUGGUGCCGGCAAACAGCGUGGUGACGUGGGUGUUGUCAGGAUAG
Messenger RNA from Grosmannia clavigera kw1407, 1485 nucleotides. RefSeq names its product O-glycosyl hydrolase. NCBI's taxonomy places the organism in Eukaryota, Fungi, Ascomycota, Sordariomycetes, Ophiostomatales, Ophiostomataceae. Gene Ontology annotation, biological process: glucosylceramide catabolic process. The coding region runs from base 1 to 1485 and encodes 494 amino acids. The record is from RefSeq and is a predicted model, not a curated record. Gene Ontology annotation, molecular function: glucosylceramidase activity. The transcript has a single exon.